UAUGAUAGUUGUCAUGAUAUCAACUGUAAACCGCCUUAUUCAUUUCCUUCAUUAAUUUUUAUGGCUAUUGAAAACUCAUCUCGUAAAAUGUUACCUGUUAAAGAUAUUUAUACAUGGGUUUUGGAGCAUUUUCCUUACUUCAAAAGUGCCCCUACUGGUUGGAAAAAUUCCGUUCGUCACAAUCUAUCGUUGAAUAAAUGUUUUAAGAAAGUCGAUAGAGAAAAAGGGCAGGCGGUUGGCAAAGGGUCAUUAUGGUGUGUAGAUCAGGAAUAUCGUCCAAAUCUAUUACAAACUCUGAAGAAAACUUCGUAUAUG
Trichoplax adhaerens is the source of this 315-nucleotide messenger RNA. RefSeq lists its product as uncharacterized. Gene Ontology annotation, molecular function: DNA-binding transcription factor activity; cis-regulatory region sequence-specific DNA binding. Lineage: Eukaryota; Metazoa; Placozoa; Uniplacotomia; Trichoplacea; Trichoplacidae. Gene Ontology annotation, biological process: regulation of DNA-templated transcription. The annotation marks the transcript as partial. Gene Ontology annotation, cellular component: nucleus. The transcript is spliced from 2 exons. The record is from RefSeq and is a predicted model, not a curated record.